Paramormyrops kingsleyae is the source of this 3367-nucleotide messenger RNA. RefSeq names its product proline-rich transmembrane protein 2. The record is from RefSeq and is a predicted model, not a curated record. Lineage: Eukaryota; Metazoa; Chordata; Actinopteri; Osteoglossiformes; Mormyridae. Gene Ontology annotation, cellular component: membrane.
GCCCAUAUAGGAAAGGCAGCCGGCUCCCGCAUCGCGCUCCGCACUCUUCGCAGCGCUGAAGAAAGGCUCAUAGCCUCCGGGGAGGCGCAAAUAAGUUGGCUUCUUUGGCAAAUGUCGCCACUGGAGACGCAGUGUGUCGGGCUCAUUUUCCCUCUGAUGGCAAAUGCUGGUUUAAUUAAUUUCGCAAUUUUGCAGUCUCUCGGGAGCCUUAUAUGAAACCCCGCUCUUAAAACAUUUCGGCGCAGAAUAAAAUGCUGGUAUUUGUGGCUUUUCGGAUGAUUUGAACAUUCCGUUCGAUAGCAUAAGUAAUAAGUUAAUUAGUUGCCACUUGCAGAAGAGACAACUUCAGCUGCGACAAUGGCGUUAAACACGCAGAAUACUGAUUCCGCCCAAAUCAAGGAGCCGCAGCGACAUCCAGAUCCAGGAACCAACCUGCAGAAAGAGGAGGAGUCCGUUCUGUCCGUCAUCAGCUGUCAGCCAACCGGCGGGGAGCAGCAAGUCCCUCGCUCCGCCUCCAGCCAGGGGCUCCGGGGUCCUGAUGCUGCCCACAAGGAGGAGUUUUGGCACACUGACCAAAUGCUUACAGUGUCGGAGCGGACGGAGAACACUAACGGGGUGUGCCCCCUCCCUGCGGACUCCCCCCCCCUUUCGUCCCGAUCCUCCCCCCCGACUCGCAAGCACUCCAAGUCUCACCUGUCAUCACAAUCACUUGUGCCGAACGGCAGGGCUCGGCUGGGUAGCCACUCCAGUUUGAAGAGUCACAUGACGGCCUCCCCGCGGCCCUCCCUCUCCCGCCACCCCAGCACCGCCACUGUCGGCCUCAAUGAUGGCACCAAGCAAGAAGACUACCUGCUGCUUGCCAUCCUGUCCUGCUUCUGUCCCAUGUGGCCUCUCAACAUCAUAGCCCUGGUCUUCUCAGUCAUGUCUCGCAUCAGCCUGCAGCAGGGAAAUGUGGACGGUGCCCGCCGUCUGGCCCGGGUGGGUAAACUUCUCUCUCUGGUGUCCCUGGUGGGCGGCGUCAUCAUCAUCAUCACCUUUGUUGUCAUCAACUGGGGCAUCAUCCUCAAGUCCUGAGUUUGAGAUCAUCGCAGGCCGGGGCUUCCAGACCUACAAAUCGCCCCAACCAAAUCAGGCCAUUUUCUCCAUCUAUACUCAACCACUGUGGGUUACUAAAAACCACCAUCCUCAGCUCCGAUCUGAAAACGUGAAAAAACUACUUUACCAAGCGAAAACAUGAGCUCUGACAUCCCAUGGCUUCCAGGCAUGUGUGGGUGAAUGUCAUUCAGAACUGAAGUGGAUCAGCACUCUCUACGUUGACAUUCAGUUCAGCAGAACUUGCUGCACUGGCAGUAACGCCACUGUGAGAACCCACACUCUCCCAUUGAAUCAUCAUUCACGAGAGGACAUAUUUACGUAAUUAUGAAAACAACACUGUACUUCACGGCAAAAAUCUAACGGGCUCCAAUUACUAAGCACCCACUCCAAACAUCUAUGAAUGAAUAAAUUAAUGUUACUGUUUCUAUUGUACCAUAUUGACAAGACCUCAUUUGACAAAAGGAGUUACAUUUUACUCUCAGCAUGGCAUGCAUUGAUUAAGAAUGUGCAGACUUGCCGAGAUGCGUUUGGAGAGCGUGUGCUUGUGAUUUUCUGAACCUGCAGAUUUCCUAAAUGUGAAGCUCAAAUGUGGGCAGACGGAGGAAGAGAGUAUAGCAUGUCACAAACCCCGAUCCAGGAAACUGAGGUUGGUGUUUCUGGGAUCUCAGGGUGUUUGCAUUGCCGAGCUGCUGCAGAAUGGAAGGGGGAACUCCUCCGAGCGGAUUAACGGAGCAACGUGUGCUGCAACCAGGGAGAGGUGGAGGAGACGGAAGAAAGGAUGAGCAGGGCCACCAGCCUGCUAGGAAUGGAACCAGCACCCAGAGGACAGAGGGACAACAGAAUGGGGAAAAAUGGCUGUCGACUUUUUUGGGGUGUCCUGCAUCCCAUUGGAUGAUUUAGACAUGAAAGCAGUUAUGGCAGACAGUGGAGUUUUAUUCUGCAUCAGCGAGAGUGUCUCCUGUCAGAAGAACGUGCCAGAAUAUGUCAGCUUCAGAGCUCCUCCUGGGUCCUUUGUACUAGCAGUAACAGUGCCUGCUUGGACCUGGAAUAUUAUUUUUUUAUUCCAGACAUUUUGCAGUUUUCAACUAGAGUUGUGUCUGUAAGUGGUGACAGAUUAAAUCUGUCAGUCACUUUUGGAAAUGUGUUUUGAUGCAGCUGCCUGAGGCUUUGCCUGCAUCUUGCCUAGUUGUACGGGAAGCUUAUAAGGUUUAGUGUCUGCGCCGUUUCUGAAAGAAAAAAAAAAAUGUUUACAAUAACACAGUACGCUGGGGACAUACUGUUCCUGUCAGUAUUGCGGAGGGGACAGUGUAAGAUGCAUUUUUGUGGUAUAGAGACAUUUCUAGGAAAGCAGCCAAGGUUAACAUUUUUGGUAAACUAUCAAAACAUUUCACGAUUUAAAAUACGAGGUUUAAAUGUGCCGUGGCCUGAUUUUUCUCUAAAAAUAGCAGAAAGGUUAUAAAUUCAUACUUGCUUUGCGAGGCUGUUGGGACAGAUGCGUGUGGCGCGUGCCAUGUGCAGGGAGACCCAGCUCUCACCUGGAAACAGAGGCGCAUGGGGGCGGGAGGGAGCGUUUGGCGUAAUGCCACACUGUGAUCCAGCUGGACACUGUCCCUCUGCGUGUCUGCAGUGCAGGGUGGCUCUGAUUGCUGCCCAAAUAUCUGCAACCCCACCGUUUGACUGCCGCAUGACCAUGAAGCUGCAUUUAUUGUGGGGGAAGCUGGUCACGCUGUAGAUUAACAUUGACUGCUGCAUGAGAAUGGCGGCUUGUUUUGGCUUUUUAGAUAGGUUUGAAUAAUAUUACCCACUUGCACUGUCAAAUGUUGCAGAAAUUACUAAUCAAAUAGUAUUAAUAUUUGUUGAUUGUAUUUUCCCGCACAUUUAAUAUGCUAUUAACACAUCAUGAGAAUGUUAUACAAUAUACUACAUGGAAUCUGACUGUUAAUCCUCACAGUUUCCACAUAGGUAGUAGAAUUGUGAUUAUUAUUGUUGGCAAUGGUGUUGCAUUUUUUUCUUUGGUGAUACUUUACAUUUUUGUAACAGCAAUAGAACAAAACUGUACGCACAGAAAAUAAUGCAUGCCGUUUGUUCAGUCUUUUAUCGUUAAAUGGCGAUGGCAAAACUGUUUCAAAACCACAGUGCAUUCAUCAGGUUAAUCUGAAACUAUUUAUAUCCAUAUAACCAGUCUUACUGAUACUGCAACGAUGUAGCACCGAGUGCCUGUGCAUGUCUUAAGUGACCGUCUUCAUUUAAAAAAAAAAAAAAAAAAAAAAAA